UGGCAGCACAGGUGUAAAACCAACCACUUACCUUCCUAUCCUUACCUGAUCGAGAAAAACUGACCUAAUUAAAUGUAAAGAUGGCGACAUACCUGUUGGAUUUACGAUGGUUAUUGCUUUUCUUAUAUAUCUUCACUUCUUUAAGAUGUAAUGCAGCCUGUAUUUUCCCAUCUUGGUAUCAUGGAGAAUUCUAUUCAUAUGAAGAGGGGAAAAAUAAAAUCACUAACAUUAAUGACAACAAUUGGGGUGAUUACACCUGUGAAGACAUUCAAACUUUUAAUGAAACCAUCAAUAAAGCUAUAAAUGCCAAAAAUGCAAUCAUUUUAGUGAAAUCAAAGAAUUGUUACAGCUGUAUAUAUGUCAUGUACAGAACAGUCAAUAUACUUCAAUACAAAGUUACCUCUUGCACUGCCUCAGUUAUUCAGAUUGGAGAUAGUGCUUUCUGUGAAAUAAAAAUGCCACAAUUAGCAUCACAGUUAACGACUAUGUACUCAUUAAAACCCAAAACUGUUAGCUGCAAAACUACAUUUGAAGGAAUGUACCAUUUCACUUAUGAAAAGGAAGAAGGUGCUGGUGGUAUUUGCAAUUCACCAAAGAAUGUAAUUAAAGCUUGCCAAGAACCUGGUUCAGCCUAUGUUGAUAAUGAGGUUUUUCUCAUGAGCUAUGGAAGAUGUCAGGACAAUAUCUACACAGAAGAUAAACAGAUUCGUUACCAGUGCAUGGGAAGUUGGGUUAAUGAAGACGGCUACUUACUUGCUGGAAUUUCUAACGUUGUUGCAAAUGAGGAAAGAGAAAGAUUCAAAUGUCUGCUCACCAAUAAAGAUCAGAAUCCAAAAGACAAUAAAAGGAAAUGGGUGAAAUCUCGUUUCUCUGAAUGCAGAACAUUAAAGAAUAUUUACAGUGGACAUGAACGUUUGGAAUUGGUACCUAUACCUCCAGCUACCAAGUUAGUGCAACCAUCUUGUAAUUUACCCAGGAAUCUGACAGGAACAUGGUUUCACGUUGCUGAAUUUCAAAGUGAUGUGAGAAUUAAUGACACUCACAUUUACUUUAAGACUCACAUUGACAGGUUCACUUAUGAAGAACAGUAUUAUUCAUGUCAACAAACUCUUGGCACUAGAUUUUUGAUGUCAAAAAUUGUUGUUGGAAAAUGUGAAAUUGAUUUUGUUUGUUUUGAUAUUCAACCAAGACAUCACAGUAUUGUGAGAUUUAGAGUUGGAAAACCAAACCGAUUAACAUCUAAUGAAAUGGACUCAAACUUCCUAAUGAAGAAAUUCCGUCAAUCCUGCACAUGGCAAGCAUUUGUUAUGAACAGAGAUGAUUUCAAUUGGAAAUAUGACUACUUUAUCUUUAACCCUCCUACUCCAGUUCCAUGUCCUAUUGGAGGACGCUACUCAUUUAUACAAACAGGUUUUCCUAAUGAGUUUUAUACAACCCGUAUCAGAGGUAUUACAGACAAACCCCGUGUGCAAGUGGAUUGCCGAAAUGUCCAGAGUGAAGCAAAGUCUUGCACCCAGGAUAUGACAAAAUUUGAGAUUGAUGUUGAAUAUUGUGAAACAGUUGAUUAUCGUGGCAGGCCUAUUGGAGAAUAUGAUGAACCAGACAAUAUUCUGAAAUGUGUCGGUUAUUGGAUGGAAGACUUAAGAUCAUAUCUGAUCACUUAUGAUGAUGAAGAUGCCAUUUCUAAUUUCAGAUGCUGGGUUUAUGAGCGUUUGUCUUGGACAAGUUUAAUCAUGUCACGAGCUGCAAAUGCCAAAUGUAAAAGAGAACAAACUGCUCAUUCAGCCUUAGGUGAUGGAUCAACCCUGAGGGUGGAACUGGCGGAAAGUGAAAGACUUUAUGAUGACUGUCCACAACGUUUUGAUCAUGGUUUUGACCCUUACAGAAAGCCAAACACCAUCUAUAUUUUAAAUAGAAGUGUUAAGAAUGAAGCAACAGUCUUAGCUAUUAUUUUGGCUUUUUGCAGCUUCCUCACAAACUUUUCUAUUUUCUGAAAUAGUUUUUAGCUUUUUUUUUAAUUGUAAAAUAGAUUCAAAAACAUUUCUCUAAGAAAAUCUCAAAACAGUACAACUUUACUUUCUUAUCUAGAAGUCUACCAUUAUUAUAUCAAUAAAAUUUAAAUAGUUUUUGUUAUUUUUAUAGAAACAAAACACACUUAUGAAAUAAUGUUAUUCAUUCUCUUUUAUAUACAGAGUUUUAAGCCAGAGACUUUGGACAUGCUAGGAUGCUAUUAUUGGUGUGAUUAUAUUGACAUUAUAAUAUCUAAGCAUUUUUUAAUCUACCUAAAUAGUCUGAAAAACAUGGUAUUUUGUAUCAUGUUUUAUAAUAAGACCAUUUUUUUUAUAUAUCUAUAUGUGUGUGUUGUGUGAAUACAUAUAUAAACAAGUAUGUAUAAUAAUGUGUAUAUAUAAUAAUGUGUGUGUGUGUAGAUAUAUAUGUGUUUGUGUACAUAUAUAAGGUGAGGAAAUAGGGAUAAAUUAUCCUGGUGGGUACCGGAGUAGCUCUCAGGUUUGUUCCAGGUUACAGCUAACUGCAUCAAGUGGUAACAAACAUCAGUGAUUGCUUAGUAUGAGCAAUCCCACUGUAACACUUCUGAGGGGUAACUCUAGGUUUGCUUCACUGGAUUAUGAAUAUUAAUCAGGAGUGUAAAUUUCAAACAAUUACAAAGAAUACAGAAAUUGGUACAUCGUCCAAUUUUUCUUUUAAUUUUAUAGUUGGUCAUACAGCAAUGACCAAUGUGUUUCUGCUGCAUAUGCAAUCCAGCUUUAUUUGCUGUGCACCUUCAUUCAAUUAAAAGAAUAAUUUGAAGAUGUACCAAUCUCUGUAUUCGUUUGAUAUAUACGAUUAAGAAGUGUUUUAUAAGAGUUAUUCUCAAUCUUUUUGACUUUGAGGCACAAUGGAAAUCAAAUAAAAAAACAUUACAAAUACAUCUUGCAGGAAAAUUGACCUGUUCUAAUGUAAAAAUUCAGGAAAAAAUUAAAAAGCUGUUGUAUGCCUCGUUUUAUUAAUGAUACUUGUGUACAAAAUAACAUGUUUUUUUAAGACGGUCAUAAUUUACUAUAGGUUUUCUAAAGCCUUAAAUUAUAUUUUUAGAUAUUUAUGGUGCACUUAGAUAUCCUAAGCAUUGCACUGUUUGAGAAACACUGGCUUAUACAUUCUUUCAUUUAAAAAAAAAAAAAAAAAUUGUAAAUGUUAUUUUUAUAUUCCAUGUAAUCUAAGACUAAUUUUUUAAAAUAAAAUUUCUACAAUUAUUUCUAUAA
Messenger RNA from Octopus bimaculoides (California two-spot octopus), 3260 nucleotides. RefSeq lists its product as uncharacterized. The record is from RefSeq and is a predicted model, not a curated record. Gene Ontology annotation, biological process: wound healing. NCBI's taxonomy places the organism in Eukaryota, Metazoa, Mollusca, Cephalopoda, Octopoda, Octopodidae.